AUGUCCACAAACCCAGCUCACCUCAAACCCUCUUCCUCCCGCCACUCCUCCUCCUCCCACAAACCCUCCACCCCAAGCUACAAACCCCCGGUAACCGCGCAUCCUUCCACAACCAUCUCCGAAUCCGCCAGCUUCCAGGGCAUCCACCCCAUCUCCAUCGGUGCAGGCACCGUAAUACACCCGCGAACCAAAUUCCUCUCCUUCGAGGGACCCAUUAAAAUCGGAAGCGGCUGCAUCAUAGGCGAAAAAUCCGUAAUUGGCGGGCCGCAAACUUCGCCAACCUCACCAACCGCAGCCGCAAUAGACACCGGAUCCUUCACCAUAGCACCACCACCACCACCACCAACAACAACAGCAACGACGACGACAAUCCUAGAAAACUCCGUCCUCAUCGGACCCCUUACCACCGUCAGCGCUGGCACCCACAUUUCCUCCUCCGCAACAGUGGAUACCGCUGCCGUCCUGGGCCGGCGCGUGCGCGUCGGCCAGCACGCGAAGGUCUGUCCCAGCUGUUGCAUUCCGGACGAUGGGGCCGUUGGCAGUUGGAUUGUGAUAUGGGGUGGGAGUAGUGGUAAUACUGGUGCUGGUGGGAGCCAGUUACAGAGACGGAAAAGGGCCAAUGGACAAGCGCAACAGUAUAAUAGUGAUGAGACAGAGCUUGGAUUUGGGUUGGGGGGAGCUGUCGUGGAAAAGGGUCGGUUAGGGGUGCUGGAGAAGGAGAGGGAAGGGUUGGUGAAGUUGAUCGGGGCUGGGAGUAUUGGUGGGGGAGGGAGGAGGAGGUGAGGUUUGGUAUUUUUCUUUUUUAUUGGGAUAAAUAUUUCUUGUUUUUUGUUUCUCAUCUCAGAGGGCGUAGCUUGCUUGCUCAGCCUUGUUUGUUUGCGAUUUAGCGUCCUGGAUACCCUGCGGAAUACUACCAAUGUUUACGGUUUCUAGAAAAAUACUGCUAGAAGAUGGAGAAUAAAUAUGAUAAGAGGCCCCUAUGACCCUAUGAAAGCCCAUGCACAUGCUUUUCGAUCCGAAUAGAGUACAUACAUACAAAGUAGAUAUGGAUAGAAAUCUCGUCCGCUUUGUUCCCUCGCCUUGCAAGGGGAGAUCGGGGAAAAUCAGGAAAUAGGAUGUCACAAAAAAAAAACCAAAGAAAAGAAAACGGGACGCCAGAACAGAAAUUAUAAUGAUAGAAAAGAAAAAAGUAAAAUAAAAAGAACGCUCCCGGUGUUCAAAAUAUCACCCCUGAAACAACGAAACAAAAUAGAAAGGUCCCUAAGAUCCCGCACCGCCUCCACGAAUCCUCUUCCCACUUCCACUAUCACCACCUUCCCCACCAUCAUCUCUGGCUCGCUUGUUGCCCUGAGGAAUAAACUGACGGGCGUGAGCAUUGAGUGCACCACGUCCACCUCUGGGACUCGGCUGCCCUUGACCCUGGGGUAGAUUGCCGGUCUGAACGUUUUGAG
Blastomyces gilchristii SLH14081 is the source of this 1451-nucleotide messenger RNA. RefSeq names its product transferase hexapeptide domain-containing protein. Gene Ontology annotation, biological process: mitotic spindle organization. Gene Ontology annotation, cellular component: dynactin complex. Lineage: Eukaryota; Fungi; Ascomycota; Eurotiomycetes; Onygenales; Ajellomycetaceae. Bases 1 to 783 code for a protein of 260 amino acids. The transcript is spliced from 2 exons. The record is from RefSeq and is a predicted model, not a curated record. Gene Ontology annotation, molecular function: dynein complex binding.